UCUCCAUAAAAAUGGCUUGGUCUUUCAGUGUAUAACAAACACUCGGACCACUACUUUACAAUAAUUGUAAUGUCGCAGAGGCGCCCCCCAGUGGUGGGUCGAUAGCAGCACCGAGAGGCGCCCCCCAGUGCUGGGUCAAUAGCAGCACCGAGAGGCGCCCCCUUGUGGUCAACUGGCGGCGCGUGUGCCAACAGCUCGGUGGAUGGAGUGUCCAACUGGAAAAACUAAAAUCCCGUAAAGGAAGAAGAUACUCGUAGCAAUUGUUAGGAUUGGUCCACUGACGAGUCCUGAUUGACAUGUGUCCUCGAGAUCGGUCACCAGCCGUCUCCCUGCCCGCUGUGCCGAGAUAGCCAGUCAGCGAGCGCGGCGCCGGAGGAAUGACCCGUGUUCUUCGCCUUGGGUGACGCGCCGACAGUCGGAAAAAUGUUGCAGGCCGCCAGGAUGGACUUGGUGCUUCUGGUGUCUAUUCUUGCCUUUCAUGCCACCGCGGCCUCAUCAGGGGAAGGCAGCGCCGCCGACAAUAACGGAACCGUCCCGGCUGUUCUCAGCGCCACAAGCCAGCUGAUUGCCCGCGAAGGAAGCUGUGUUCUCAUUGAUUGCAACAUCACUGGCGAGCCGUUUCCCAGUGUGAAGUGGUUCAACUCUCACGGGGACCAUGUGGACACCGACACCAGCAGUGGGAAGUGGUGGCUUCUGGAGAACGGCGUCCUCAACAUCACCAGCAUCGAAUUUGCCGACCGUGGAAAGUAUACAUGCGUGGCCUCCAAUGUGCAUGGCACCUCCAACUGCACAGUGACGCUGCGCGUGGUCUUCACCAACGGUGACAUGGGUGUGUACUACAUGGUGGUGUGCCUGGUGACCUUCACCAUCAUCAUGGCGCUCAACGUGACGCGCCUCUGCAUGAUGAGCAGUCACCUGAAGAAGACUGAGAAAGCCAUUAAUGAGUUCUUCCGCACGGAGGGCGCCGAAAAGCUGCAGAAGGCCUUCGAGAUCGCCAAGCGUAUCCCCAUCAUCACCUCCACCAAAACCUUGGAGCUGGCCAAGGUGACGCAGUUCAAGACCAUGGAGUUUGCACGCUACAUCGAGGAGUUGGCGCGCAGCAUCCCACUCCCCCCGCUCAUCAUGAACUGUCGCACCUUCAUGGAGGAGAUCUUGGAGGUGGUGGGUGUGGAGGAGAUGAGGCACACCUUCCUCAGACAAGCACCAGAGGGACGUCGAGAGGCAGUGGGUGGGAUGGCCGCUAUCGGAGCCAGGGAUGUGUUCACUGUCCUGCAGGAGAGGCAGCGGGAACGAGGGCGCCAGCUGGAGCGAAGCGAAUCCCCCGCCGCUGACUCCGACAAUUCUUCUGUCCAGGAGCAGCCGCAGCACAUUGCCAUUCAGGUGUCAGUACACCCGCAGCUCGCCGCGGAGGGUUGCUGUACUGUUGAUGCACCACCCGAGGCGGCGCCCACCGACCCCGGUGCUUCACCGCCAGCUUCUCCACAGGAGAAGGAAGUGGAAGAACGUCAGAGCGAGGAGCCGGCUAGCCCACCCUGCCAGAUCAUCUACGAGAGUCACGUGUAAGCAGGAAGACAACGGUUGACGCUCAGCAGGCUGGUACAGAAACCAACCAAUCACGCGGCCUGGCACGCUUGAAUGUAUCAACCUCAUCAUCAGCAAAGAUUUCUGUGGGGUUCUUCCUCCUUCUUUCCUUUCCACCUUAACAAGUCCAGCGUCUGUUUCUUUUUUCCUUUGUUCUACUCUCAAGCUGUCUGAUGUGUGCUGCAUGUGAGCCAUCUUUGCUCUCCUCAUGAUGCCUUUUGGAGUCAAUAAAAACCAAUAAAACUCAUCACGUUCUUUCAUU
Doryrhamphus excisus (bluestripe pipefish) is the source of this 1843-nucleotide messenger RNA. RefSeq names its product microfibril associated protein 3 like (gene mfap3l). NCBI's taxonomy places the organism in Eukaryota, Metazoa, Chordata, Actinopteri, Syngnathiformes, Syngnathidae. The record is from RefSeq and is a predicted model, not a curated record.